Pezoporus occidentalis (night parrot) is the source of this 855-nucleotide messenger RNA. It is a transcript of the gene FAM32A, whose product is annotated as family with sequence similarity 32 member A. Lineage: Eukaryota; Metazoa; Chordata; Aves; Psittaciformes; Psittacidae. The record is from RefSeq and is a predicted model, not a curated record. The coding region runs from base 61 to 399 and encodes 112 amino acids. Gene Ontology annotation, cellular component: nucleolus. The transcript has 4 exons.
CGCCGUUGCCGUGGUAACGCCGGCGCCCGGCAGGGGGCGCCGUGGCGCGGCGGAAGAGCCAUGGCGGACUACGAGGCGGUGCAGCGGGGGCCGCUGCGGCUGAAGGGCGGCGGAGCGGGGCUGGGCGCCGGGAAGCGGAAGAAGAAGAAGGCAAAGGACAAGGCCCAGAUCCUGGAGCAGAUCGUGAGCAGCAAGAAGCAGGAGGAGGAGAAGAAGCGCGGCCUGGACAAGCGCACCCCGGCGCAGGUGGCCUACGAGAAGAUGCAGGAGAAGCGGCAAAUGGAGAGGAUCCUGAAGAAGGCAUCCAAAACCCAUAAGCAGAGAGUGGAGGACUUCAACAGGCACUUGGAUACUCUGACUGAGCACUACGACAUUCCCAAAGUCAGCUGGACAAAGUGAACGGGCUGCUUUUCAAGGCUUUGGACCAGGGGGUGUGUUUUGUUGGUGUUAAGCAGGGUUGCCAUGUGAAUGUGUGUAAUCCCCACACCCAUCGUUUAUCUGUCUCCCGAAUGUUGAUGGAUUUGUACUUUUAUUUUGUUGGUUUGGGUUUUGAAACCGAAUGUUUAAGAAAAUCCAUCUUUUCUGACGAGCUCUGAUUUAUGAUUGUGCAGAGGGUUUGGGGGUUUUUAGUGCUUACAGCAACAGUAAGGCCACAAUCGAUUGCUGUUAGCCAGCUGCAAAGGGUUCCUUUAUUUAUUUGGUAUAGUUCUUUUCAGACAUCCAGGCCUGGCAGCCUCUCAUAAGUUUCUCUUGCAAGAGAGAGGAAUUGUAUAGUUUGUUUCCAUCUAGAGGCGGAGGGUCUGCUGUAAUGUGUAACAUUAAUGUCACUAUUAAAAUGCCGCUUUCAUCCUUUUA